Messenger RNA from Vespa mandarinia (Asian giant hornet), 8730 nucleotides. It is a transcript of the gene unc79, whose product is annotated as UNC-79 domain-containing protein. The record is from RefSeq and is a predicted model, not a curated record. NCBI's taxonomy places the organism in Eukaryota, Metazoa, Arthropoda, Insecta, Hymenoptera, Vespidae. Gene Ontology annotation, molecular function: protein binding.
CGUGAAACCCUCCCUUCUUCCCCAAAAAUAGGUCGAUACUGCAUGCGCGCUCAUUCGCUGUUGAGGCGUGCGUUGCGAUGGACCUCUUCUGAUGAUGCUGUGAAGAAAUCUUUUAUAUGAAAUGUGUGAAUAUGACGGAAAUGAAAUUAUUGCGAUUAAAAAGAACUUUCUCGAAUGUUUUGUUCUUCUAAAAGAAUUAUCGAUCUUUUGGUGUAGUGAUGUAAUCGUUUCAUCGUUUGCUUACCGAUGAAAUUUGUGUUUUUGACAAGAGUAACGAAAAAAAAUUAUAACUCGAACGAUUGUGAAAUUUAUUGAUAAAUUUAUGUGAAAGAAAAAAAUACACAAUGGGAACAAAGUUUGCAGCGUAUACUUUAAAAUUAACCAAUUUAAAUGAAUAUUAUCAAAGGCUUCUUCACGGUAGUCAACCGCUUCCAUCUGGUACUGACAUGGCCAAUACCGUAAAGCACUUGUCGCAAACUUUGUUAUCUGUAUUGAAAGAAGCCAGAGAAGCACCAUUGGAAAUGAUCAAGUCGCAAAAAUUUGACUCCGAACGCAUGGCUCUUUAUCCUAAUUUGGAUUACAAACAAUUGUAUAAUGCUUUGACUCAGCUGAUGGAUGUUAUUCCUUUGAUCCAUAUAGGUUUACAAGCCUUUGGACAAGCUUUAUUACAAUGUCUAGCUUGCCUUUUACCAUUUCUUGAACAUGAUUUGAUCGAUAAUAUGCCAUAUUUAGCGGCAAGUUCUAUCUCUGUUUUACCGAUGGAACUUCAUCAAGAUAUCGUUAAUUAUUUAUGUUUUUAUAUUCUACCAUUUACAAUAACAAGAAAAACCGAAGAUGGUAAUGAAAAUUCUUCCAGUCAAUCCAUUGCGGCAGUGAUAAUGAUGAUUUUUCAAUACUCUAAUAAUCCAGCACAUCACUGUCAAUUACUGGAAUGUUUAAUGACGUUGAAGCCAGGAGUAGUUAAGGAUAUAUUGUGCGUGAUCGCUUAUGGCACCGCACCAGCAAGAGCAUCCGCUGCGAAAUUAUUAUUUUACUAUUGGCCUUCGUUCAAUCCAAAUUUAUUUGAUCGUCGAGCGGUUUUAGUUAAAUUCGCAAAUGAUCUUUCUCCUUUUGUAUGUCAGAGAGAUUCUUGUCCAAACGCUGGCAAUGCCGAAGCAGGAAAGGUUUGUUAUGACCAUAGAAUUUCGAUUACUUUCGCUACCGAAUCACCACCACCACUUUAUCUUUGUAUCGAAUGUGCUAACGAGAUUCAUCGUGAACAUCCAAAUCAAAUGUUUUACGAUAUCUUACAUCCGAUGCAACAGGUGUCAAUGGUUUGUGAAAACAAGAAUUGUAGAGCAUCGGACAAGUCGGCAAUCAGCGUUUGCUUUUCAACGGAAUGUGCAAGUUAUAAUGGAAAUCAUCCAAUUCGUUAUUGUCAGCAAUGUCACAAUAUUCGGCACAAUAAUCGUCGUGGUGGUGAUCACAUUUAUCACAUGGCUCUGCCACAUAUCUCACAACUCGACGCUCAAACCCGAACUUAUUUGGUUCAAGCUAUCGUCAGCCUGCUCAAGGAAGCUGAACCGCUAAGUAUGGAUAGUAACCGCGACAUCUCAGAAAUAAGUACUAAUAAGGGCAGCACAGGAUUCCCAGGAAGCAGUGGCGGUGGUGGUGGCAGUAGCGGCAUUAGCGGAGGUGGUUCUGGAGGUGGUAGCGGUGGCGGUCUUGGAAGUAGUAACUUCUCUGGAGCUGGUGGAUCGGGUCAAUGCGAUCCUACAACACUCGAGGAGAGACAACUUUUAGGAAGAUAUGGCGUUUGGCUACUCGUGGGACUUUGUACCCCGAACCAGGAUACUCCGAUCGAAAUACUCGGGCGUUUAUUGUCAAUGCUAUUUCAUUGGUUUCAUGUCACUGCCUACUCUUUCGAUGGCCAAGCUGAAAGUGCGCUUGAAAAACUAAAGACCGAGUAUGUCUGUGGUUGGCUAUCUAAAGUUAUGAAAACCCAUUACGAUGUCUUCAUUUCCUGCCUUUUACCACAUCCAGCUGAUUACGUUAGAGUCGGAGGUCAUUGGGAGACUUUGGCCUCGAGAACGUCACAUUUGAAAGACGGUUUAAAUCGGCUUUUUUGCUUAGUUCCUUACGAGGUAAUCACGACCGACGUAUGGGAUUACGUAAUGCCACAUUGGAUGGAAGCUAUGGUUAACGACGUACCGGAACAUGAACUUCACGAAUUAAAGAUGAUUCUUUGUAAAAUUUUGGAUCCGGACAUGAGUCCAUUAGGUUUUGAUGCAAAAAAGAUGUAUAAUUUCGUAGCGAAAAGAUUUAUCAAUACCAGCCCAAAAGUGCAAGAACAAGCACUUAAUUGGCUUCAGACUUUGACGAUGUUAGAAAUUAUGAUUCCGCUGUGUCAAUUGUUCUCGAUGUUCAGUGAUGGAGUCGCGGUAAUGGGUAAAAUGAACACGAUAGAAUCCGAAGAAAAACCUAAUAAAGCUAUGAAAACUAUUGAAGGUGAUAAUACGAUAUGUAAGUAGUAAAUAUAAUUAGAAAGUUUGAAUCUAACUCUUGUUCAUGGAAUUGAAAUACUUCUUUUUGUAAGUUCAGUCGUAGAAAAUGAAUCAGGCAAAUCAACGCCCCUUUCUGAUGAUGCUAUUCCUACCCCAAGACAUAUGGAAUUUAAUACCAACGCAGAAUUAAACUUAUCUUGUUGCAUUCUUAUGCUCGAUAUUCUAUUAAAGCAGAUGGAACUACAAGACGUUGAUAAACACACUGGUAUCAACUCCUCGGUCUGUAAAAGCGCGUGUCAUCUUAUGAAAUCAAUAGUAGCAUCGAACUGGAACAAUUGUCAUAUCUGUAACUCUAAAAACGAAUGCAGUUAUUGCGAAUCAAGGGUAAUAUGGCACCAACUGUGUUUACAAUUGGUCACUUACAUGGCUCCAGAAAAUCCGGCUUAUCCACCAGACACGGUAGUCGAUGAAACAGUAGAAGAUCACGGCCGUAAGGGUUCACCCGAAUCUACUAGGAAAAGCGAUUCGAAGCCAGAUGUUGUCAUUAAUAUGCCAGUUCCAGAAUUACACUCCGUUGGCGGUGUCCUCGUUCAUAUGCCUCACUUCUUCGAACAGAUCAUGACAGCCACAGUAGAAACAGUUUCGGAGCAGUUGGAUCUUGCGGCUAUCAUGCCAGCUGAAAAGGUCAUGUCUGCCGUAGCACGAGCUGUUACCCUUUCGGAUACUGAUGUUGCUACGGCAACGGUUAGCGUAGCGAAACCACAUCUCAUAGGAGAAAACGAUCAACCUUUGAACUGUAGUCCGGAAAAUGAGCUCGACGAUUUUUGGCAAACCUCUGUUGGAAAAUUUCGAUUUUCCAUCGAUGAAUUACCCGAACAAUUGCAAUAUAUACACAAACUUCUUAAGGAGAUUCAGACUAUCGACAAAGCCGACAUUUUGUAUUACAUGUUGCAAUGUUUAAAUGUUAUGUGUUUGUAUGGGGAUGCAUUUAAUACGGCGGUUAAGGAUCAUCAAGGCUUUUUCAUUUGGUGUCAAGAAAAUUUAUUGAUAAGAAAUUUGUGGGAACUCUUGAAUGCUGAAUAUUCUCACAUAGCUGAAGUAACUGUACCUUUGUUGUUGCAUUGUGUGACACUACCAUGUGGAACCGAUACAUUUUGUCGCUUGAUCAAAGAAGAAUUUCACAAUUCCGAUUGGCGUAUUAGAUUUUUAGCAGUGGAAAGAAUAACACUGAUCGCUAGAUUUAUGGAUUCGACGCCAUUACGAAACGUUUUAAGUCUACAAGCUGCAUUAGCAAUUGCUUUUUGUUAUUUAAUCACCAGUAUGGACGAUAGCAAUGUCUAUGUUGCACAAAGAGCUACUCUUUAUCUUGGUACAAUCCAUGAUACUGCCGUACGUUCUUUAAUUCUUUGUUUGGAAACUCAAUUCGACUUAGUAAUCGAAGAUCGACCAAUGGUGUUACAAUCGCUAUAUCAACUUCACAAUUGCUUAAGUGAUCGCCGUAUUUUAACUUGGGAAUUUUUUCUCAAUCGUUUUGACGCAGUAUUUCUUGAAGCUCAAAUCAAUUUAGAGAAAUCUGGAGACAUAGUUUAUCUACGUGAUCUCAGAAAUACCGAUUUAAAUAGCGAGGUCUUCAUAAAGAAAUUACACAGAGCUCACGAAGCGCUUUCUCAAUCCGAUGGAAGUGGAACGAGUUCCGUAAAAACUCUGAGCGCGAAUUUUGGAACAAAGUGGCCAUAUAAACGAACUAUGUCAGCACCUGCAUCGAUGAUCCCCAGACAGGAUACUAAACAAGAAAAGGAAAAGGUCUAUAGUCGACAAUAUUCCGCACCUAUUUUGAAGCGCAAGAGCUCCAGAUUCGGACUGGGUCAGUUGCUGGGGCCCACCCCACCUAAUAACAGUAUUUCAGAUGGCCAUGUACAUUCAUUGAAUAUGGUCGACGAAGGUGGUACUUUACCAAGUUAUACGCAUAAAAUUGUUGAUUUUGAAGAAGCUGAUAAAGAAACCAUUCACCUAUUAGUUUUUCUUUUAAUGCAGUUUCUUUCUAGGCAAGAUCAAGCAUACCCGACAGAUGAAAAACCAUUAUCGAAGACGCAGGGAAUAGUUUUACGACAUUUGUAUCUUUUGUUGGGAUAUAAUCAAACAGAACGAACAUUUCACAUUUCUCCACAACGAUUAAGACUUUCUCCAGUAUUCAAUGUCUUCGUGGCUAAUUUACCACAAUUAUUAGACCAGAAUCAUGUAAUGGGUUGGGUAAUGACACCACCAGUUUUGGCUAUAUUACAACAUUGUCCUUGUCCACCACAAGGUGUUCCUCCGACGGAUCAUCAACAACCUACAUAUAGUCUUUGGUAUUUAGAACCACAUAUUAGACGAUCUUGGUUGAUGUCUCUUCUUGUAAUAUUAUAUAAGUGUCAAUACAGUCAACAACCGUGGUGUAAUCAAUUACAAGCUUUGAUAAAAAUAGUGUUGAAUACACUCGAUGCACAGCAUCAUCAAUGUAAGAGAAUACCAGCUACAGUGGUAAUGGGUGGGCCCCCUUCUAGAUCACGUGAUGUUUCGCAACCAUCUCUUGGAGUAGAUCAUGAUUUGACGGCUAGUGCAAUGGGUGAAUUUGAUAGUGAAAGUCCACCGAUGCGUACACCAUUGAUAUCGGUACAUCAACGUAGUCCAGGUGCAAUUCACAGUCAAUCUCUCGCAAUGGAAACUCAUUGGGAAGAGAGUGGCCCACCUUGUCGCUAUACGAACAAACAUUCAAGCUGUUCGAUCAAUGCGGAUGAUACGGAGUCCGAGCUGGCUGCAAUACCAGAGAGUCCAAAAUCUGACAGCACCUUGCAUGGUAGUAGCGGAGGAUCUCUUGGUGAACUGGAGGAAAGUACAGCCGUUGUCACUCGAAGUGCCUCUAUACAUGGUGCCAGAACAUCUACAACCGGUGAUAUAAUCGGAAAAAUCGAAGUUAAUCAUUCGAAUCGAUUGAAAUCCGGAAUGCCAGCAGCAAGACCAACUUGGUUUUUAGGAAACGAGGAUGAUACGCCUCAAGCUAAUAAAUUUGGAACUCAGAAAAAAUGGAGCGUUCACGAAGGUGUCAAAAUGAUGGUAACAAGUACUUUUCUAGGUGGACAACAUGAGUCCUCUAAACAACCAUCAAUGUCAAAAGUAGCGAUAACAGAAGAUAAAGGUCAAUUACACUUUAACGGAGAUAAUACAUCUGCGAGGCCAUUUGGAUUGUCUAGUGCUUUUGCUGUAGCUACAAGUAUAUCUCAUAUUCAAAGAUACGAACCGCCAACAGAAAAAGCACUUCCUUCUGUACCAAAAAUGACAGAUUCACCAAACUCCAAACAAUUAGGUCGACAAAAACACGUGGAACAGCCAACAACUAUAGUAUCGCCAGUUUCUCCAUGUCAAGCUAUUACAGUUACUAGCAGUGAUCAAUCUAGCUCACCUGCGAUGAGUUCUAUAUCCUCUCAAAUUACAAGUACAGAGAAUGGACAACAUGCUAGUUGGUUGGGAAGCCCACAAUUUCCGAUGACAACACCGACGAUUGAGCGAUUAUUACCAAUUGGUACAACAACUCGAUUAACAGCUUCAAGAGCUCCCCAGCGUGUAUUGCGAUGCGAGGAUGCAUAUGGAUCUCCGGAAUCACCCCUUUCUAAAAUGGAUGUCUUGACAGUCAGUUCAUCAUUUGAACAAGACAGUGAAACUUGUAUGUCUAGUGAUGUUACCAGUCCACGAAGUAUUUCUCAACUUGAAUUUCCCAUGCCUGAAAGACUUUUACCUGUUGGUCCACAGAGAGACAUAUCCCGCAUUGCCGAACGUGUUCGACAAGCACUUGGUGUACCUGAUAUCGAUGAUACUAAUAGAAAAAAUAACGAUGUCAAGGACGAAGCAAUUUCUUCCUUAAAGCAAGACAGCAUUACAUCAGAAAACAUGUCUACCUCACUUAUGCCAACAUCAAAUGAAAUACAUUCGAGUAGAUCAGCAAGUCCUAGAAAAUUAAUCAAGCAAGUAGCUUUAGAAUCACCUCCUCCAGCAGUCGAGGGAACAGAUUUUAAUUCACGAAUAUUCGAACACGAAAAAAAAACUAAAUCAAAAGAUCAAAUACGCAUACAAAGAGAUAAGGGUCGGAAAGUAGGAACGACAGCUCCAGAUGUAGCGUUUACAAGACAUAUGAAUUCAUGGUCUGGACCACAAAUACAAUCAAAUUUAGAUUAUGUAUCUCAACAAGCAUAUCAUGCAAAUUUUAAUUUAAAACAAAGUUUAUUUCGCAUUGGUGAUGACUGUGUAUAUGAUAGAUGCUCUGAUUGUGGAACUAUAAAAGAAGAAUACUCUGAUGAAGAACUUGGUCUUUGUAUCAUUAUUUUAGGAACAUUCAUACAUCGUGAACCAUCUUUAGCUGCACCUCUUCUACCAGAAAUUCUUAGCGUAGUAACAAAGGUGGCAUUACAUGCAAUGUAUCCGUGGCAAAGCGAAACUAACAUGCAUCUACCUGGUGGUGCGAUUAGUGUGGCUCAUCAAUUUCUAAGAUGUGUACUUCAUCAACUAGCGCCUAAUGGAAUAUUCAUGCAAAUGUUCCAAACACAUCUUAAUGAAUCUACACGUAUGCAGUUCUUCAAAAGUGUUGCACAAGCUUUAGUCGAUUUUAAUGAAUUGAAUCCAAUAGCACCUUUACAGUUAUUGUUAGAGACUCUAAAUGCAAAAAAGUCUCUACCAGUGGAACGUUUACCAGUAAUACUUCACAACAUAGCUUGUUAUUUGGAUUGCUUACCAUUGGAAGCAGGUUUAGGUCCUGGGGCAGCAACAUGGAGUGGAUUAUUAGCACAAUUCGAUGGAUUAUUUCGUAGGCUUGUAUUAAUGCUCUCAUCUAUUGAGGACUCUUUACCAUUAUUACGAAUUAUGAUUUCUGUAUUAAAAGUUCCAGGCAUACAACAAUCAAAAGGAUUGUUGGAUCCAUUUUCAAAAGUAUUAAGCUAUGCUAUACAGAAUUCUACAUUGAAGUACAGUUAUUUGAUAGAUUUGUGCUAUCUUUGUCAUAGAGGAUUUACCCGCGAUAGAGAUAAACAUUUCUUAGGCAGAACUAUAGUGUUUGAAUUAAUUCAAGUUAUAAAAUUUAAAACAACGAUACCAGAUUCUAAUUUAUUACUAUUACUUCACUUUGUACUUCAGGACGUAGGAGGUGCUUUACCUAAUACUGUUGCUAUGGAACAGAUUCAAAAUGAUGUUUCUUCAAUUUAUAACACUAAUGCGUCGGAUUCGUUAAGAAGUCAAUUAUUCGAAGUUCUUGACUUUUUAGCAGAUUUUCAUACCCUCAGUAAGAUCAAGAGUUACAAUAAAGGAUUACAAGUUGGUUUAAAUGAAGAUACGUUAGGUGGAAUGCUGAAAUGCGGUUUAGCUCAAUAUGUUGCAAUAGAAAUUACCAAAGGAAAUAAUAGAGAAAACAGAGCUGUAGGACGAUAUUUAUCAUGGCUUUCUAGUGCACCAUCUAUGAUACAGCAAGGGGCUCGUGAGUAUGUGGAUUGUAUUGGACAUAUCAGAUUAUUAUCAUGGUUGUUAUUAGGCUCUCUUACGCAUUCAGCAAUGUUCGCUGGUAAUAGUAACACUCACAGUCAUGGAUCUCCAAUUUCAUUUGUACAACCAAUACCACAGGAAAUGUCUUGUCAUGUAGCAGAUCAUAUACAAGUAAUUUUUUCAGCAUUUCCUGAACAAUCCAAAGCAUCUGUGCUUCAUAUGUCAUCUUUAUUUCAUGCAUUUAUUCUUUGUCAGUUAUGGACAAUGUAUCUGGAAGAGCUAUCGAAAAAUAAUCCAUCAAACAGUGAGAGUCAGAAUGUUACUAUGAAUACCCUCUUAGAAUUUUGGGGAAAAAUUACACCACGUAUUCUUCAACUGGUCUCUUGUUCAAAAAAUCUUGCAGAAAUGGUAAAUCUACAUUUUCUGAGUCUUUUGGAAGCUCUUUUAGAAUGUGGUUCCAUUGUAUUAAGUAAACUAUUACCUCUUUGGAGUCCCAUUUUAUUUUCUCAUCAUACACAGUUACCAGGGCAUUUACAAGUACGAUUACAAAACUGUCAUGAUUUUCCACCAACUAGAAUGUCUGAACAUUUUGUUUCAAUUAGACGAGAAUCAAACGCGAUACUUUUACGAUGGUUACACCGACUACAGUUUAAGAUGGGUCAAAUAGAAAUGCAAUCUUCAACAGCAACACAAUUUUACUCUAUCUAAAAAAUUGAUAUAUAACAAAUAAAAUAAAAUUAAAUAA